Arachis duranensis is the source of this 951-nucleotide messenger RNA. Its product is annotated as protein ELF4-LIKE 4. Lineage: Eukaryota; Viridiplantae; Streptophyta; Magnoliopsida; Fabales; Fabaceae. The transcript has 3 exons. Gene Ontology annotation, biological process: entrainment of circadian clock; positive regulation of circadian rhythm. The coding region runs from base 351 to 695 and encodes 114 amino acids. The record is from RefSeq and is a predicted model, not a curated record.
AUAUUCAUUAUAGAAUAGUGCUAAAUAUUAAGGCACAGAGGGGUCCGAGCGUGACUGUCAAAUCUACAUUCUCUCUCUUUCUUUCUUUCUCUCUCUCUUUCUCAAAUUCAUUCACAGGGCACACAAACACACAACACCCUUCGCUUCACAGAUUCGAUUCAAUCGCCGAUCUUUUUCAAUUAUCACUCUCUUCUUCCUCCUCGGGAAUCCCUCGUCUUCCUCUUUCAAUCUCUGUCCCUUCUCCCUCACUACUAUAAUGUUCCAGAUUUUCAAGAUUCUUCUUUGGAAGUCUGUGCUUUAGGGCUGGUUCUGAUUUACUUGAUUAACCUUUUGACUGGGAGAAACAAAGAAUGGAGGGUGACACAUUCUCUGGGCUUGGCAAUGGUACUCAAAUUGAUAGCAAGAUUUUGCAGUCAUUUCAGAAGAGCUUUGUUCAAGUGCAGAACAUCUUGGAUCAGAACAGGGUUCUCAUCAAUGAGAUAAACCAGAAUCAUGAGUCCAAGGUGCCUGACAACCUAAGCAGGAACGUUGGCCUUAUUAGGGAGCUCAACAACAACAUAAGAAGAGUGGUUGACCUCUAUGCUGAUCUUUCAAGCAACUUUACCAAAUCCAUGGAAGUUUCUUCUGAAGGGGAUUCCAGUGGUGCUGUGAAAUCAGAUGGUAAAGCCACCCACAAGCGACACAGGCCUACUUAGGCACCUUACUUUCUUUUUCUUUUUCUUCUCUGUUUUCUUUAUUGCUUGGUGGAGUAGUAGAACAACAUUAGGCUGAAUCUCGUCAUCACUUCUUACAACUCAAAAUAAGAAAAAAAAAAAAAGAAGAAUGAUUUUCCAGAAUUCCUCCCAUAACUUGGUAACUGUUGAUCUUAUAGAAAUCGACCAUGUGUGUGUUACUAAUGUAAUCAUGCCGUGUUGUUUAAAAGCUAAAUGCAAAUGCCUUUUCUUUUCAUCA